CUCCUAUUAUCUACGCAACUACCACAGUAUCGCAUUGCAUUUAUCUUACAGACACUAAUAGCUUUAAACGGAAGCAAUGGGGCUGUUAAUGUCCCUGCCCAUUGCGGGCGGUCUGACGACCAUAGCAAGCUCUUGUCUGGCGGGAGUUGCAUUUUGUUGCACGUCUACUGCAGCUUCCAUGUUCUUCAAGUCCUGCAACUGUAACUCUUCGAUCGCGACUCGAGUUGGAUUUGCUAUUAUAUUCUCCUUAAAUUCUAUCCUAGCUUGGAUAAUGAAGACAGACGCAGUUGUCAAACUCAUCAAGAAGUGGAGUAUGGACUACAUCAAGAUGGAUUGUGAGGAAGAGGGGAAAUGCUUCGGGGUCCUUGCAGUCCAUCGCAUCUGCUUCGCACUCAGUCUCUUCCAUCUUAUUCUCAGCGCCUUGUUGGUAGGGAUCAAGAGCACAAAGGAGAAGCGCUCGGAAAUACAGAACGGUUGGUGGGGUCCCAAAGUCCUCCUAUGGAUCAUCCUCAUCGUCGUCUCGUUCUUCAUUCCCAACGGAUUCUUCAUGUUCUGGGGCAACUACGUCUCCCUGAUUGGCGCCACAAUAUUCAUCCUCCUCGGCUUGGUCCUACUCGUUGAUUUCGCCCACUCAUGGUCGGAAACAUGCUUAGAGAACUGGGAAUACUCCUCGUCCAACCUCUGGCAGUGGAUUUUGAUUGGGUCAACAGCUGCCAUGUAUGCCUUCACCAUCACAUUGACCGGCCUACUGUACGGAUUCUUCGCGGGUUCUGGAUGCACCCUCAAUCGCUUCUUCAUCUCCUUCAACCUCGCCCUGUGCAUCAUCAUCACCAUCAUGUGUGUCCAUCCCACCGUCCAAGAAUACAAUCCCCGUUCUGGCCUUGCUCAAUCAUCGAUGGUUGCUGCGUACUGCACAUACCUCGUCGUUUCGGCUGUCACGAACCACACCCACGAGACUGCGAAGUGUAAUCCCCUCAGAGACGGCAAGGGAACGCGGAAUGCGGUGUUGAUUCUCGGAGGUAUCUUCACCUUCCUUGCCAUCGCUUAUUCCACAACCCGGGCUGCCACCCAGAGUCGCGCGCUUGUCGGCAAGGGCAAGAAGGACGGGAAGAUUCAGUUGGCCAGCGAUGACGAGGGACAUUCUGAGAUGAACUAUGUUACCACACAGCCUGGACGGACAGAUUCCCCUCGAUACCAAGCGCUUUUGGCUGCAGUAGAAGCUGGUGCCAUCCCCGCUUCUGCAUUGAACGAAUUUGACGACGAUGACGAAGAAGAUGUUGUUGGCGAAGAGCGAGAUGAUGAGAAGACUGGAACUCGUUAUAACUAUUCGUGGUUCCAUAUCAUAUUCUGCAUCGCAUCGAUGUAUGUCGCGAUGCUGUUGACUGAUUGGAAUGUUGUAUCCAAGUCAGAUAACAGCGUGUAUAUCGGGCGCUCCGAAUCGGCCAUGUGGAUGAGGAUCGUCUCGAGCUGGGUCUGUAUGCUCCUCUAUAUCUGGAGUCUUAUGGCUCCCGUUCUCCUCCCUGAUCGCUUCGGGGACUAUUAGUAUCGCUAUAUUCAAGGACUAUGUAAUUUUCUCUUAUUGCUUUUCUACUCGUGUACCAUGAUUCAACGUACCGGCCUCGGCUUGGCCUAAAUUUGUUGGGUUCUU
Coprinopsis cinerea okayama7#130 is the source of this 1648-nucleotide messenger RNA. Its product is annotated as membrane protein. The record is from RefSeq and is a predicted model, not a curated record. The transcript is spliced from 10 exons. Gene Ontology annotation, cellular component: membrane. Bases 272 to 1543 code for a protein of 423 amino acids. Lineage: Eukaryota; Fungi; Basidiomycota; Agaricomycetes; Agaricales; Psathyrellaceae.